GCCGAGUCGUCCAACAGCGCACCUCUCGUCGCCGGCUGACUGACUGUGACUAACUGAUUUGACUUUUCCGCUCGACCGCCGUCUUGAAACCGCACGUCGCAGGGCCGAUCAGGUGUUCUAUCGCCGUUUGCUGAAAGACCGGUCGCCAUGGCGCACCGCGAUAAGAAGGACGAAGAGGAUGGCUUGGUCAAUCCCUUUCUCGGCCUCGAGAAGAGCACCGUGCUUCAGGAGGCCCGCGCUUUCAAUGAGAUGCCCAUUCGAGUGUCCAAGUGCCUGAUGAUUCUCACCAAGCUACUCUUCUUGAUCCAUCAGGGCGAUACACUGGGCACGCGUGAGGCCACGGAAACCUUCUUCUCCAUGACCAAGCUGUUCCAGUGCCCUGAUGUGCGGCUGCGCCGCAUGGUCUACUUGACUAUCAAGGCCAUGUCCACCAUUUCUGAGGACGUCAUCAUGGUCACCAGCAGUCUGAUGAAGGACAUGACGGCCCGCGACGAUACGUACCGUGGUGCCGCUAUCCGUGCCCUCUGCACCAUCACGGAUAACACAACCCUUCAAAGCCUUGAGCGUUUCCUGAAGCAGGCUAUUGUGGACCGCAACCCAUCAGUGUCCAGUGGAGCGCUCGUUUCCUCCCUUCACCUGCUUAACAAGGGCCACGACGUGGUCAAGCGUUGGGUCAACGAAGUGCAGCAAGCGGCCAGCAACAACUCUGCUAUGUCCCAGUAUCACGCACUGGGUCUGCUCUACCAUAUCAAGGCCAAAGAUCGUCUGGCCGUGCAAAAGCUUGUGGCCACGCAGAUCAAAAAGCAUCUCUCGUCGCCCUUUGCUACCUGUCAGUUGAUUCGCUAUUCCCUCAAGGUGAUUGAGGCAGAUCCGGAUGCAAACCACGAUGACCUGCAUGACUUUCUCGAGUCAUGCCUGCGUAACAAGAGCGAGAUGGUGGUGUAUGAGGCAGCUCGCGCCAUUGUGAAUCUGAAGAACGUGACUGCUCGCCAGCUGGCACCGGCUGUGUCAGUCCUGCAGCUCUUCCUCAGCUCGCCCCGCCCAGUCCUGCGCUUCGCCGCCGUGCGCUCCCUGAACAAGGUUUCCAUCAGCCAUCCCAACGCGGUCAAGACCUGUGUCUUGGACAUGGAAAACCUCAUUACCGACUCAAACCGCUCAGUUGCCACUUUGGCCAUCACUACGCUGCUCAAGAUCGGCAACGAGGCAAGCGUUGAUCGUCUCAUGAAGCAAAUCACCUCUUUCAUGAACGAGAUUAGCGACGAGUUUAAGAUUGUCGUGGUUGAGGCCAUUCGCUCCCUCUGUCUCAAGUACCCGCAAAAGUAUCCCGUCAUGAUGAGCUUCCUUGCUGGUGCUCUGCGCGACGAGGGCGGCUAUGAUUAUAAAAAGGCCAUUGUUGCGGCCAUCAGUGGCAUUAUCGAGCACAUUCCCGAGGCCAAGGAGGCCGGUCUGGCUCAGCUCUGCGAGUACAUUGAGGACUGCGAACACUCUGCCCUCUUGACAACCAUCUUGCACAUGCUGGGCGAGCGUGGCCCUUCGACGCCGUCGCCUUCCAAGUACAUCCGCUUCAUCUAUAACCGACUCAUCCUUGAGAGCUCGAUCGUUCGCGCGGCGGCCGUCGAUGCUCUGUCCAAGUUUGGCUCUCACUGCGAGUCUCUUCGCCCCUCUAUCAUUGUGCUCUUGCGACGCUGCCUCAUGGACACGGACGAUGAAGUGCGCGAUCGCGUGACCUUGGCUUUGACGUUGCUCGAGGGCAACGAGGGCGCCGCUUUCAUGAACCAACUGCCGUUGUCGCUCUCCUCCCUGGAGCGUGCACUCAAGGAAUACGUGGCCGAGCCGCGUGAUCAGCCCUUUGACAUUAAUGCCGUUCCUGUCGAGGUGGACACCACGGAGAAAUCAGCCCUUGAUGACAUGUUUGACCCCGAGCAGCGGGCAGAGAACGAGGCGCGUUUGGCCGCAGUGCCGGAGCUUGCGCAGCUCAACCUCGGCCCACUCUUCAAGUCGUCGCCUCCCACCCAACUUACAGAGGCCGAGACCGAAUAUGUGGUCAAGGCGUACAAACACGUUUACCAGUCGCACGUGGUAUUCGAGUUCAACAUUACCAAUACGCUCAAUGAUCAGAUCUUGGAGCAAUGCACCGUAAUUAUGGAGGGUGGCGAACAAGAGAUUGACGAGGAUGAUGUGGUAAUUGUGCCGGCGCCCAAGGUGAUGUACGACAAGCCCGCGAGUGCAUACGUUGCCUUCCCCUUGGAUGCUAGCAUUGCAUCUCAGACCUUUGAGACAACGCUGGACUUUGUGGUCAAGGAUUGUGAUCCCGAGACCGGCGAGGAGGAUCCCGAGGGCUACCCCGACAAGUAUGAGCUGGAGGAGAUUGAGCUCGGCUUUGCCGACUACGUGUCACCUGUCACUCGUCCCAAUUUCGCCCAGGCCUGGCAGGCUCUUGAAGACAAGGGCGGCGAGUCAGAGGACGUUUUUGAGCUCACUAGCAUGACAAACCUGCAAGAGGCCGUGGAUCAGGUGCUCAAGCUCCUGGGUCUCAGCGCGUGCGAGCGCUCCUCAACCGUCAAGGAGGGCAAGAACCGUCACGAACUCUUUAUGGCUGGCAUGUAUGUGGGCGGUCAGGAGGUUUUGGCACGGGCGCGCCUGGCCUUUGAUGAGCAUGUCUCCAUGAAUCUUUGCGUGCGUGCUCCCUCGGAGGAGCUGUCCCAGCUGGUGCUCUCGUGCAUUGAGUAA
Molecule: messenger RNA, 2730 nt
Organism: Monosiga brevicollis MX1
Lineage: Eukaryota; Choanoflagellata; Craspedida; Salpingoecidae
Exons: 9
Coding region: 148-2730 (860 amino acids)
Biological process (GO): intracellular protein transport; protein secretion; intra-Golgi vesicle-mediated transport
Cellular component (GO): COPI vesicle coat; endoplasmic reticulum; endoplasmic reticulum-Golgi intermediate compartment
Molecular function (GO): structural molecule activity
Source: RefSeq, a predicted model, not a curated record